AUACCUUCAGGUACCGACAGUGCAGGUAUGUGUUAACAUACAGCUCCCUUUACAUUCUACUCCCUACCGUAUUUUAAUAGUGAGGCAGGUUGUGAAUCGCUUUACAGUUACUAAUGUCACUUCCAGGAAUGCCGGACUUGUGUCAUAUCUGUUAAUGUUUCCUCCCCCGGUGUCUUUCUUUAACAACGCCUUCCGACGUCAGCUCCACCGAAACUUGAAGGAGCUCACCUGCCUGGCAGCCAAGGUGGGAAAAGACGAACACUGAGAGGAGACGCCAGUGUCCUCGUCCGGAAGAAAAACUUUCUCACGAGCUGACAGGUCAACAACAUGUGAACUCGCGACCUGUUGAUUUUCAGGAAUUGUUGCCUUUUUGAACCGCUGCUGGGACGUUUAGGGACCCGCGGACACUGCGGUUUCAUUACUUAAAGUUAUAACUGAUAGGGACUUCCGGGUUGGAACUUCGGCUGAGGAACGCCUAUACGGCACUGGAGUUGAAAACUAGUAUGGAAACCAGUGUGGACAUUGAGCUGCAGACCAUCAAGACGAAUGGGAACGAUGGAGCAGCAUAUUUGUCUAAUGAACGGGUGACAGCGAGUAAUGGAGAUGGUGCAGCGUACACACACCCUGAUGCAUCAGAGAGAGAUGGGUUUCUGUCAGGACAGAUCGAUGGUUGUAAUGGCGGGGCGGCCCCAUCUGCCCAUACAGCAGAAGUUCAAAGGGAUCUGGAACAUAGAUUUACUCCUCAAGAGGAAAGCGCCGUGUGCAGGGUAAAGAGAGAGCUAAAUGAGGUUGUCUUCUGGAAAGUCAGACUAUGGAUGAUCAUCAUCAGCAUCUUUGUUCUCAUCUUGGCUGUGAUUUUGAUAUCGAUGGCCGUGUGCUCAGUGAUCCACGAGGACAAGGAUGACAACUUUGACCGUUCAAUGUUUAAAGUUCCUCAACAUUUCCACGGAAGCUUCCAACUGCCCAAUCGGGUCUUCACAGAAGAACUUCUCACCCGUUCCUCCAAUGAAAGCCAAGCACUUGCUGCUGACCUUGAAGAAAAGCUGGCUGACCUCUACACAUCCUCCCCUGCCCUGGGACGAUACUUCUCCAGAGCUGAGAUACAUGAAUUCAGGAACGGUUCAGUCAUCGCUGACUACCAGCUGACAUUCCUAAUGCCUGAAGAGCAGCAGGAUCAGCUGAGAAACAUCACUCUGAGCAGAGAGAUGGUGUACAACGUGUUCAGACAGUUUCUCUACGACCAGGAGCCAGAUGAGUCAGGACAGAUGUACAUUGAUCCAGUUUCCCUAAGCAUGUUUUAAGACACUAAUGACAAUGUUCACAAGCAAACAGGAAAACUGGUAAAUCUUGCUUUCUUUGUUAUUUAAGUGAGACACUGACUCAGUAAACACUAAGCUUACAGUAAGGUGGUUGACCAUGGCAUAUGAUUUGUCAGACUUCUGUGUAAUUCUCCCACGAGUCUGCAGACAUUUUGCAUAUGAUGCAUCUUUAACCACAGGAAACUAUGUGGCCACAGUCACACAGACCCGUUACGGCUGUAGGUCAUUAUGAUGACCUCAUGACCUCUCAGACAUUUGCCUGCUGUCAAGCCAUGUGGUUUAAAAAUCAGUGUAUGAUACACAAUUUUUCUAUAUUGUAUUUGAGAAUUUUUUGUAAGUGUAAGAUUGUUGGCACACAUAUCAGUGCUGUAAUUAUUUAUAUUCAUUCUCUGACAAUCACUGUGAUGUUAUACCUGACCAUUUGUAGAAAACGUGGCGGAGUAAGUGUUUUUUUUAAAGGAAAUACAAAUGUAUAUAUUUUCAUAUCAGUGCCAUUAUUUUUUGUCACCGGACAGCAUUUGCAAACCAAAACUGUGGAACGGCCUAAAUGCAUUUGCAUAGACAGCGAUAAGACUGCAGGAAGAUCAGCUGUAGAGAACUGUACAGGAAAAUAAGCCAGCUGGUGCAGUCAUUUUGGAAGUAAUGAUUAUGCAUGCCCAUAUAAAACUACAUAUAUUCUACUGUAUACACAAAGGGUUAACCUGCUGUACUUCUAACAUUCUUUCUGGCUGAAUAGUAGAGGAAGUGCAUGUCAGACAUGCAAAUGAUGAAGUACUGUUUACUUUGUUUUUCUGUCUCUGUUUGGAGUCAACAUUCGAGAAUGUACACUGACAUUUUCCUCUUAAGGUGUGCUAGUAGCAGGUUGUUGCAUUUAAUAGCGCAGGCUGCGUAUCACAUGUUAAUCAGCUAGAGCCGUGUCAGUAUGUGAGACUGCAGCCUGUUUCCUGGCAGUGAUCAUGUCAACAUGUCUGUCCUCUAAUAAGAUUACAGCUGUGAUUAAUGUUUGUGCCAAAUGAUCAGGUCACAAACAGUCAUUCUUCACAGCCACCAGAUGGUUAUUAAUUAGUCCUCCCUUCAGCUGGUUACACUCAGUACAAGACUUCAUGGAAAGAACUGAAGCUUGAGCCAACUAAGACACUAAUUGCCAUGUUUUUUAUCACUUAACAUUUUGUGGUAAGAACUCAUCUGUUCCAAAGGUGAAAGUAAAGGUUUGAUUCAAAUAAUAAUGUGAGGAAAUAUGUAUAAGGCCUGUAAUUUCUCAAAUAAAGAAUAUUUUUACAGAUAUUUUUCACAGCUGAAAGAUGCAGUUAAUUCGAAGCUCAACUGUAAGGGAGUUAGUUAAUCCUCCUUUUUUAAAUGGGGCUUAAAAGAUAUGGUGUAUUGGAUUGGCAUAGAAUUUAUACUUAAAUACAAGUUUUGGCAUUAUACAUAAAUUAGUCAGAUGGCAGUGCACAUAAAAAAAUAUUAACCCCACAACCAGCUGAGAUUUAUUAAGAAACUAAUGGCCAUUCUGAAAAGGCAAAAUUAGAGUCACUUGAAAAUAUUAUUGUGUAUGACAUAAAUUCUUAAUAGUACUGUAUUCAGAAGGAAAUACUGCUGCUACUAUUUUCCCCCUGGGCUUCCUUUUCCUGAAGGGGAAAUGUUAACACAUGCCGUUCUCAAAUGUCCUUGUUGCAUGAUUGUCACAUGCUGGUCAAAAGGUCAAGUUUAAAGAACAUCAGUGGGAUCCCGCUGAGGUUUCAACAGCUUAUUACUGUACAUAAAAACCAAAUCAGUCCACCUGCUGCUGAGAUAAACAAGCGUGAACCUGCACAUUUCUGUUUAGACUGGAUUUAUUUAUCAGAUCGGAUGACUUUAAUUGACUUAAGCUGCUCUUUACUGUAUUUAGGGUUUGGGAGGGUGUCUGUAGGUGCCUCUCUCUGUUUCAUCAAAGUAAACUGGACUUUAUCUGUCUGCAGCAGUGAGAGAUCAUGUGCCAUGGCACAGGGUAGCGGCAUGGAUCCUGGUUGUGUAUAGCUUUAUAGUUUAAUAGACGCUGGCUUCCUUCACACUGUGUACUCACUGACAGUCCAUCUCCUCAAUCCUAUUUUGAGAAAUGUUAAUCGUCUAAAGCCAGAUUUACUAUAAUAAGCCCCGUGAGCUGCGAUAGCCCGGUUGGCUUAAACACUACUACUCUGUAUCCAUUAUCAUACCCAUGAUCCUCUGGUCUGCAGGGCCACACUCAGGUCAGUCAUGCCACCAGUGCAGGUUAAACAUACAUUUAUCUAUUCUGGUAUGUGUCUGUGCUCAGGGUGUUUACUUGUUUCUGCUUAUUUCUACUCUGUAAUGCCUUAAGUAUAAACCUAAUUUUCAUGAUAAGGCUUGGGUUAAUGCCAUUAGAUUGAUUGUCUCAAGAAAUUCUUUAAUAACCACAAUUAAACCUGUUAUUUUAGGGUCAGUGGCAAAAGAAAAUUUUAAGCAUAAUACCUUUUUCACUUGUCAUUGAAGGAAAGAAAACAAACAUGAACCCUUGUCUCCCUGCAUGUUGACAUGACAGAGAUGUUUGAGUUAAUUUGACCUGCUUGUGGGCGCUACAGCUGGAAAGGGGUUAAAAUGGUUUAACUCUUUGCAAAUGGAAGGCAAGACCGGUCACUGUUAGAACUCACUGAACUCUGAUCCUUCUGAAAUGUUGUCUGUAAGCAGGAAGGGAAACUGAAACUGUACUGAAAGGGAAAAAAGUGAAUGUUUCAGUCCUCUGCCUAUGUAUUUUUAUGUCUUACUGUAGAUUAUAAAAUACAUCCAAAGUACAGUGCUUCUGAUCUUGCGCUUGCUAACAUGGUUCCCAAUUUGUGAACAUAUCUGCCAGGUAAACUAAAGCGCAACAUGCUCAGAGUAUACUUUUAUUGGACUGUCUUCACUUCAAUAAAACCUUUAGCUUGUAUGUAAUUUCUUAACUAACAAACACAUUGUGAAAGUCUUGCAAACCAGCCAAAAAUCCUCGUGUGUGUGGUGUUAUGCACUCUUCUGUAGCUUCCCUCAAUGAUGUAAGCCCCUCAAAGGAAUACUUCA
Epinephelus moara (kelp grouper) is the source of this 4367-nucleotide messenger RNA. RefSeq names its product TPA-induced transmembrane protein homolog. The record is from RefSeq and is a predicted model, not a curated record. The coding region runs from base 504 to 1301 and encodes 265 amino acids. Lineage: Eukaryota; Metazoa; Chordata; Actinopteri; Perciformes; Serranidae. The transcript has 7 exons.